UGACAAUGCAUUUGCUUGGACUUCUCGUGCCGAUCGCUUGCGCUGUUUUGUGCGUUGGUGAAAAAUCCCUUUACCAUGGUCUCGCCCAAACGGAGACUAAUCGACGAUUCCAUUGCUCCCUCAGCUGCCGAUCUCCAGCGGACAUACGACGGACAUGAUGGGCCUCACGUUUUCGGAACACCCGGCAAUCAAGUCUACAUUCGGGGGCAGAACGAUGGCGUAUACAAGGUGCCAGGAGUAGGUGGUCAGUUCCAUCACGCAUCGUCGCCAGCAGAUCACGUCUAUACGGAUGAGCAGGGGAUCACGUAUGUGCACAAAAAAGACGCUGGAGGACCAGGAACACAUACGCUUAGAGGACCAGGUCUAGCUGCUGUACAGCCCGCCUACUCCACUGUGCAGCCUGCGGGACUUCGCAAUCCCCAGUUUCAUGUGGAGCGAAGUGGUCGCACUGUGGAUGUUGGUUCUGGAGGAUUUGUCGUCCAAAGGAGCAGACGUAGUCCUCAGUUCCAUGUGGAGCGUCCUGGUCGCACUGUGGAUGUGGGUUCCGGAGGAUUUUUUGUCCAAAGGGGCAGGCGUAGUCCCCAGUUUCCUGUGGAGCGACCUUGGCAAAGGGCUUUGAAGGACUGAUUGUUGAAAGGGACAGCCGCAGCAUCAAAGAUGGCCGCGUCCAGGGAGAAAACUUCGUGGCUCGUGACGAUCAAGCAGGAAUUUGGGAUGAUAGUGUGUCGGUGUGGAAGCGUCCGGAUGGACGAACUGUCUCGGUGGGCAAUGACGGAAGUGUUAUUGUUUCUGGACAUGGGCACACGCUGCAAUACUAAUAAAUAAUGGGAAGCAGCCUUUUAAUUUACAGAGAUUAGGUAGCUAAAAUUCCAAUGAUAUUAAAUGAACAAGAUUCAC
Drosophila melanogaster (fruit fly) is the source of this 897-nucleotide messenger RNA. RefSeq names its product baramicin B (gene BaraB). The transcript is spliced from 3 exons. NCBI's taxonomy places the organism in Eukaryota, Metazoa, Arthropoda, Insecta, Diptera, Drosophilidae. The record is from RefSeq and is marked reviewed.